AUGAUAAUGCAAACCAGGACGUCUAUCCAAAACCCCCCAAGCAUCACAACAGUUUCUAGAAGAAUCUCGAGAAAUCAUUCUCCAACCGUUAGACGUGGACCAGGACGGCCACCUAAAACCCCCCAAGCAUCACGAUAUCUUCUAGAAGGAUCUCCAGAAGCAGAUGAUAACGUAAACCAAGACAUCUAUCCAAAACCCCCCAAACAUUAUAACAGCUUCUGGAAAAAUCUCGAGAAGCAGAUAAUAAUCUUCAUUCUCCAACCGCUAAACGCAAACCAAGACGUCUAUCCAAAACCCCUACCCUACAUUUCGAAGAAUCAGCGGAAUCAGAAGCUCUAUCUAAUAGCACAUAUCAUCAAACUCACAAAGAGUAUUCUGAAGUCUCACCAAGAGUUAUUCCCACUUUCACUCAAUACAACUCUGACACAUCUACAUUCUUAA
Messenger RNA from Penicillium olsonii, 441 nucleotides. NCBI's taxonomy places the organism in Eukaryota, Fungi, Ascomycota, Eurotiomycetes, Eurotiales, Aspergillaceae. The record is from the annotation of a GenBank genome assembly.